Molecule: messenger RNA, 465 nt
Organism: Arachis duranensis
Lineage: Eukaryota; Viridiplantae; Streptophyta; Magnoliopsida; Fabales; Fabaceae
Exons: 1
Coding region: 1-465 (154 amino acids)
Molecular function (GO): zinc ion binding; nucleic acid binding
Source: RefSeq, a predicted model, not a curated record
AUGAGUUAUCCAGAGUUAACUAACGUAGGUCAAGCAACGGGAGAAAGCUCAAGAAGAACUGGGGUGGCAAGGAAUAAUCGCCAGGAGUAUUUUAUAGAGAAAAAGGAAAAGAAGACAAGGAUUACACCUAGGAGCCAAAGCUUUAAGAGGGGUCGUUCUGUUACUUCACGCUCUCAACGCCAAAACAAUGACCGAAGGAACUACAACCGUCUGGAUUUGAAUUCUGAAGGGCAAACUAGUACUCAACUAGAUGACUUAAGGUGCCCAAGAUGCAAGAAGUACCAUCUAAAUAGACCAUGCAGGGCCGGAUUAGGCGUAUGUUAUAAGUGCGGGAAGCCAGGACAUGUAUCUCGAAAUUGUCCACACAGGAAAGGCUGGGAUGCAACCAAAUCUGAUUCUCAGACUCGAGGUAACCAUGAACUAGCAGUUGAAUUUCAAACUUCCUUGUAUAUCAUUAAUAUGUGA